Messenger RNA from Magallana angulata, 2151 nucleotides. RefSeq lists its product as uncharacterized. The transcript has 4 exons. Bases 449 to 1846 code for a protein of 465 amino acids. NCBI's taxonomy places the organism in Eukaryota, Metazoa, Mollusca, Bivalvia, Ostreida, Ostreidae. The record is from RefSeq and is a predicted model, not a curated record.
GGGAGCAGAACGGGACGAUGGAGAUCCUUAUAUUGAACCAAGCAUUCUAAGCAACAAAUUUACUGUCCCACAAAAGGAACAUUUAUUGAAACCAAAAAGAAUGGCUCCGUAGACGUCAGGUUUUGAAAAACAAACAUUUUAAUGCUAAGCGUUCAAAUAUUAGUCUGUGAUAUUUCAAUACACUUUUGAUAAUUUUUUUCCCAGCCACUGAAAUGCGUUUAUUAACUGCGUUUUAAAAGCCUGCAUAAAACAAUUUUUCAAACCAAGUUACAAAAGUUAAAGAGAUUUGUUUUCAAAACCGUCCAUCACAUGAAAUCUCGCCAAAGCGUCAGAUAAAUCAUUAUCUCUGUGUGAAGUCAUUAACAGUGUUCUUCAGAGUAUCAAUAAUUGGCUCGGAAUCAAUGUUUAAAAUGCAUCGCGCGCAUAUCAAAUCCCUUUCUUUACAUGUAUGCCCAUAAUUGUGAAAUAUUUCAACAUGAGUGUUUGCCAAAUAUACCUUCUCUUAUUUCUCCAGUUCGGUUAUUUGGAUAGUUUUUCAGUUUAUGAACAAUUACAUAUGUUUGGAAUGGAGUGUGGCAAUGUAAUCACCAGCCACAUUAUUUCAGGGAGCACUAAAUUUGUCAAGUCUAGGAUAGAAUGUGCAGCUCACUGCUUGGUAACUACAGACUGUGGAACCAUUUUGUUUGAUAAGAAGGUCGGACAUGGACAGGAGGGUCUUUGCACGCUGGUCACCGAGUCGUCUACAAGUCCGUACGUACUGGAAAGCAACUCGUCUGUAUGCUUCAUGAUGAGAGCGUCUGUGGAAACAACAACUGUACCAUCACCAACUGAAACAACAAUAACGGCACCGACAACAACUACAUCUACAACAAUAACAACGAUGACAACGGCACCGACAUCAACGACGGUACCGACAACAACUACCCCGACAACAACUACUACACCGACGACGACAACAACGAGUGCACCGACAACAUUACCACCAACAACAAUAGUGACACCGACAACAACGGUGACACUGACAACAACGACUACACCUACAACAAUGACAACUACAUCUACAACACCGACAACUCCGACAACAACGACGGAACUGACAAUACCAACGACAUCGACAACAACGGCGACAUCGACAACAUCUAUUGGAGAGACCAUCAUUGAUAUAAUAGACAACGUUAACAACAUGUGCACCACGAACUCUCAACACGAUAUAGCCAUAGUGACAACCAAUGGGGUUCAUCUCUAUGACGACGCCGCAUCCCUGACCAAUGGAGCGUGUGGGAAUAAGACUAUUGUGGGGCUGUUUCAAGGAUUUACCCCCCUCCCCGACAGUAGCACGUGGAAUGCUCUGUUAACCUACAACAAUGACAAAUUUGAUCUAUUCACAAAUGAUGGUCAAGUAUACAGAUGGCAGAAAGACAGUGGAAAAAUUAACCCAACAUCAGGUUACCCCAAAACUAAACACGCUUAUAUUUUAGCCGCCGUGUCUUACACCCCCACAAACACCUUCAGCGCUCAGUGGGCGGUUUAUACACAAAUCACCGGCGCACAGACUUUUUACUUCUUUGACGCGUCCACUGACACAAUCUAUUACUACCGCAACCAGCAACCUCAUGAGGGCAGUUUCUCUAUCAGCGACAUGACAAACAUGGACAACAAUGGGAAGCCAAUAAACCUGUGGUACAAUCUACCCAGCAAUGUGGUGGGCGUCACCGGACAAGAAAACACCAAAAAAUUUAUCGUUGUUGAUGUUGACCUCAAUGUGUACGACUACGAUAUACCCAACCCCAAUGACGUCAACACUUUUCCGCCAGUGUGUUCCCCACAGGGGCAACUACAGUUGUGAUGGAGUUAAUAGUAACCGUUAAAAUGUACUUGUAUGAUGGCUUAAUUCCUACAGCUUCGAUCAUCCUCAACAAAGAAUAAUCGUCAUUGUGCUCGGCAUUUUGAUUCUUUUUAACAGCAUGAAUAAAAAAUAUACAUUACCAAAACAGACAUUGAAAUUUGCAAAAAACAUUUGACAAGAAAAUGCAGAAAAAGUAAUUAGAACAGACCAAUAUUAUUACUUGUGCAAUAAGUUAACCAAUCAUUUAAAAGUAUACGGCUACAAAACUUCAUUGUGCUCGUUCAUGCGUGGAUUCAUAAAAAAAA